ACUAGAAUAACUGUUUAACUAAUAGGCACUGUUAGAAGCAACAUUAUCCAUUAUGCAGAAGCUGUUUUUCAUUCAUGCAACUUCCUGAAGCUCGUUGUGUUACAGUGAACCCACAGACUUCACAAAUGUCUUCCAUUGUCUGUACAAAAGACACAGGGGACCUUGUACUUGAUGGUCCACUUCCUCUCUCUGUUGCCCUUUGACAAUCAGAGAAACUUAACGCAACUACCAGUUCAUGGGUAAGUGUUCCACCCACCCAUGUCAGUCAAAUGGCACCACACAAACAAGGAGGGGGGUGGCAAUAAAAGAGCAGUGUCUCUGAUGGACUGAGCCUUUACAGCAAGAGGACGUGUGAAGCACAGCAACUCAAGGCGUUUCCCAUUCCACAUCAAAAACAGACUCUAAGGCUGAAACAAGAUCCAGGCUCCAAUAAAAUGGACUUCAUCCAAGCAUUUGAGAAGCUUCGGACAGCUGCAGCUAGGACGAGAAGUCUCAUAGUACAGGGUUAAACAAGAAAAUUUUGUCUGAAAAUCUAAGCCAGCUCUUACCUAGAACCAAGCUGAAUAAGCCUCAAGGACAUGAACAACAUUACCGAGAUCUCUCGAAAGACCUGCCCAGACAACUCAAUGCUGGAAGAAAAUUCAGUUUCACGACUUUGUAUCAGGCCUAACUGCAUAGAAGAAUUUGAAGAAACUAAGAAGGCUGCCUCAAAUAUUGUCGGGGUUCAUGUCAGCUUGGAACAAAGCCAGAUGAGCAACUGCAGUGAAGCUCCUUUCUCCAGCAAUGACACCUCAACAAGUCAAAGUUCCCUGCAAUGCCACUUUGUUAGUCUAAAGCAGCAGAUGGCCAGGCAGAAGGCAGAGUAUGAAGCUAAAAUUACAAGCCUGGAGCAGCGGAACAAAGAACUACAGUCAGAGAUUAAGGAUCUGCAUUCAAAACUGUGUCAGCAACGGAAGUGGUAUUGGUUGGUAGAAAUUAAAAUGCGCAAUGCAGAAAGGGCUAGGGAAGAUGCAGAGCGAAGAAACACAACUCUUCAGAGGGAAAUGGAACAGUUUUUUGAUACUUUUGGAGAAAUAACAAAUGAACUAAAGGCACCAGAGUGAAAUGCUCAGAGAAUUGUGAAACAAACUGAGCUCUAUUUCAACUGAGGAAA
Molecule: messenger RNA, 1153 nt
Organism: Heteronotia binoei (common prickly gecko)
Lineage: Eukaryota; Metazoa; Chordata; Lepidosauria; Squamata; Gekkonidae
Product: rho GTPase-activating protein 24-like
Exons: 2
Coding region: 579-1103 (174 amino acids)
Biological process (GO): activation of GTPase activity; wound healing, spreading of epidermal cells; negative regulation of Rac protein signal transduction
Cellular component (GO): focal adhesion
Molecular function (GO): GTPase activator activity
Source: RefSeq, a predicted model, not a curated record